Messenger RNA from Paramecium sonneborni, 10560 nucleotides. Lineage: Eukaryota; Ciliophora; Oligohymenophorea; Peniculida; Parameciidae. The record is from the annotation of a GenBank genome assembly.
AUGAAUAUAAAGGAAAGAAAAGUCAAAUGCAGCAAAAAUACAGCACAGAUUUAAUAAUUGAAACAAAAAUUAGAAGAAUUUCUGAUAAACCAAGACAAUCCCUCAAAAAAAUUAGUGAUACAUCCUAAGUAAUAAAUGUUAAGAGGUGGCGGAUGUGGAAGUUCGAUAGAAUUAGCUUCUUAACCUCUUAAUUUACCAAGUUAUAUUCCAGUGAAUUUUUCUUCAAAUAUUAAAAAGUAUUCAGAUAUAAUUGUCGAAAAAGCAUCUAUAAUAUUUGAUAAAAUGAAAAAAAAUGAAGUUUUGAUAGCACUUUUAUGGUUUUAAGAUAACGCUAUAUAUAUUUAGUCGUUGUGUUUGAAUGAUUAAAUGACUUUAAAACAUUAUCCUUUAAUUGAAAAAACUUUAGAAAACUUAAUGAAAUGCCUUGAUAUUUAUUUACAAAGUUCAGGAUAUUUAUUUUAUUAGUUACUAUAAAUUUGUAAUUGUUUAAUAAGAGUUAUUUUUUCUUAUCAAUUAAAAAACGAAGAUAGAUUUUUGCAAGAGAACUUAAAAUAAGUUUUUUUAGAAUAAAUUGCUAAUAUUGAAACUUUGAUGUAAAUAGAAUCCACCAACAUUUGGAUCACUGGUAUUGAAUUUGAAAUUUAAUUGAUAAAAACGUGGCUCUCUCAUUGUCGGACUAAUUCUGAGAAACCUAAAGAAUUAGGAUUAGCUGUAUUAAGUGGAAUAGUAUCAUCAAUUGCAUAACUUAAGCCUAGUGAUGAAUUAAUAUAAUCUUUAAUUGAAAGUGCUAAGUUUAUAUUGAUGAAUUUUUUUGAAUGUUAAAUAAAGAAUCCAAUAUAAAAAUAUGAAAUAUAUUACUUUUUUGAAAGCUUGAAAUGGUCUAUUUUAAAUUAGUUGUUGAAAGGCUGUUCUGUAUAAAAAUAGAUUAAAUAAAUUGAAGAAGGUUAUAAAAAAUAUAUAGAACCAUCAAAAGAUUGGAUGAUACAUUUUUGUUGGAUAAAUGUUAUAUCUGACUUAAUUUCAUAUAGACCUAUAAUUAACAAGAAAAGCAUUCCAAACAUAAUUAAAUCCACCUAACCAGAUUAUGAAAUUUUUAAAUAGCUAUUAAAUUCCUAACAUAUUGUUUCUAUUCCUUAUGAUAAAAAUUAUGCAAGAGUUUAAAUUUUUAAUGUAGAAAAAUCCAACUAUUAAAUAUUUAAGGAAUUAAAAAUAUUUUAAGAGUAUCUCAUAUCUGAAGAAGUUCAUUAACUCAAUUUAUGGCAUAAAUAUAUAAAUUUUGACAUUAAUAAUAAAUAAAAUUAUAAUAUAAGCAAAUAUGAUUUAAAUUUAUAGUUAUUGAGAAGUUAAACAAAUUGUGAUGAAAUCUUUAAGUUAAAUACACUUUUAUAACAUUUAAGAGAUGAGAUUUUUAAAUUAAUUGAUGAAGUAAUAUAACAGAAAAUAUCAUUAUUUAAUAUUAAAAAGGAUUAAAAUAUAUAACUUAAUAUCUAAAAAUAAGAUCUAAAAUGUGAAUUAAAAUAAUUAAAAUAAAACACCUUAUAAUUCAUAUAUAUUUGUAAUGAAAUUGAUAUCAAAUUAAAUUAAGAAAAAGUUAAAAUUAGCUUAAUUAUGGAAACUUUAAAAUCAAAUGAAGAAGCUUGUUUAUUACAAUCACAAUUGUAAUAUAAUUUAUUUGUUGCUUCCUUUGAUAAAAUAAAUUAAUCUUUUUAAUAAUUGAAAUUCAGUUAACUAUUUGAUAUUUGGUUUUUCUUAUUGAAAUUUAUACAUUUAAAUUAUGAUGUUUUAAAGCCAGAGGAUUAAAAAGAAUUAGAGGAAGGAAAUUCUUAUUACUAAGAUAAAUUUAAAUCUACUGUUACCGAGAUAACUAUUCAAGUAAAUACUUUAAUUAAUUUAAUAAAAGAAUUAUAAUCAAAUUUUACAUCAAUAUUAUGCCAGAAAUCAUUUCAAUUAGUAAUUAAAGAAAAAAUAUCAAUUAAAAUGCUGUCAGGGAAAUUAAAAGAAAUUUAUUAAUUAUCUUUUUUCAAAUAAAUGAUAGUUUAAUCCAAACAAUUUAUUUAAUAAAAUUUCUCAAUUAAAAAAUGUAAAUUAUAGUCAAAAAACUACCAAUAGUAUUUAUAUGAGUCUAGAAGUCUUAUUGUUAUUAUUUUUACAAUUUAUCGACUGUUAUAAAUAAAUAGUAUAAAAUUAAAAAUAGUUUAAGAAAAAUUAACUAAAUUAUUGAGUUAAACAGAAGAAAAUAAUUCAAACAGCAAAAGUAAGAAAAUUUUUAAAGAUUAAAUUCUUAAAAAAAUAUAAAGCCAAAUAGCCAAAUUAGAAUUAAUUAAAAGUAAGUCUAAUUAAGGAGAAACUUAAGAAUAUACUAAUGUUAUUUAAUCAAUUCUUUAAGAUAUUGAAUGGAUUUCUAAAAGUGAUUUCGAUUAACUUUUUAAAAAUAAUUUUAUCAUUUCCUUUUAAGAAGUAUUUAAUAAAAUAUAAAUGAUUUUAUUUGUACCCAACAAUAAAAAUGAAAUUUUACAAGAAGUCUUAGACAGUUAUGAAUAAAAAAAAAAUGAAAUUUUGAAAAAUGAAGAUCCAGAACCUAAAAUGUAGGGUGAGAAACAAUCAACUAAUAACUCUAAUAAAAAUGAAAAUUAUUUUUCUUAAGAACCUGAGUUAAUUAAAUCUUUAAGCAAUAUUUUGUAAAAGACAAAAAAAAUAAGAUUUGUAUUAAAAUCUAAUUUAAAUAUUCUUUAAAUGAUGCAAAAUGAUCAAAAUAAAGAAUAAUUCUAAAACAAAAAUACUUAAGACACUUCAAAUAUAGAACCAAUGCUAAAAAAUCUUUAAGAGCAAAUUUAAAAAACAUAAGAUCAAUUGGAAAAUAUUAAUUAGAAUAUCUUUGAUUAAGAAGAAUAAAGUACACUUAAUUAAUUAUAAUAAUGCGAUUUAUAUUAAUUUUAUUUAAUAUUAUUUGAUUCAAAUAUCAAUCAAUCAAAUGUAAUGAACAAUUAAUUUGAAGAAAUCAAACUUGAUGAGAAUUUGAAUUUUAUGUUUUAACAAUAAAAUUAGGAAUCUUUUUAAUAAUAAAAAUUAAGGAUAUUAACUUUGUUUGAUAAUAAUUCUCAUAAAGUGAGAGAAUUGCUUGCAUUUAAUUUGAUUAAAGCUUAAUAUGUUAUUUAGGAGGGAACUAUAUAAGAUAUAUGUUCUAACCUUUUAAAACAAAUUUGGAUUAUUGAACAAAAUCUUAGUGUAAGGAAAGUGUUAUAAAAUCAAGAGAUGAUUGAAAUGCAAAAAUAAUUAUUUUCAAAAGAUCUUUCUUUAUUUUCAAAUUAAUUAAAACAAGAUAUGACAAAUAAAUUAAAUUAAAUUGAGGAAUUAGAGAAUCAAAUCUUUUAGAGUGAUAAUUCAGAGGAAUUAUAAAUUUAGUUUUAGCAGGCUUAUGAUGAAUUUGAAAUAUUUUUAGAUAAUUUAGAUGAUAUGUCUGAAAAAUUAGAUAUAUAAAUGAUAUUUUUAAAGGAUAUUAGCAAAAAUUUGUAAACAAUUAAAUGUAAACUAGAUCAAUUAAUAAAAAAUGUAUCAGAAAUUGGAAAAGAUGUUAGAAAAUUAAGAGGUAAGAAUGUUUAUGAAUUAUUAUUAUUAAGAAAAGAAAAAGUAUUAUAAUAAAAGGAAGAAAAUGAAUUAAAUUAAAUUUAUAUUGACUAGAGAACAUAGGAGUAUGAUCCAAAAACUGGAUAAAAAGUAACUCUGGAAAAUGAUAAAUAUACUCCUUAAAUCACAUUUCUUUUUAAAGACGAUUAAAAUGAUUAUGAGGGUGAAAUGAAUGAAUUUUUAUGGGACGAAAAAGAAAGAUAUAAAGAUGUAUUAUUAUUAAAAGGAAAAGCUGGUUCUGGUAAAAGCAGAGCAGCAAGAAAUAUUGAAGAAUUUUUAUGGAAAUUUGAUACUUAAUAACCAAAUUGGUAUCCAAUCUAUAUUUCUUUACCUUCUUUAAAUGAUCCAUUACAUAAUUUAAUUGAUUAAGGAUUAGAAUCAGAAAAUUACAAUUUUGAUAAAUUAUAAAUAAGAGAAUUUAAAGAGGCAAUCUAAAAUGAAAAUUUAAAAAUUGUUUUGAUAUUGGAUAGUUAUGACGAGAUGAAAAAUGAAUUUAUUUAAACAAACUUAAUUACAACAAAUCGUUUGAGUUAAGAUCUAGGUCUUUAAGAAUCUGGAUAGAAGAUCAAAGUUAUUAUUACUUGUAGAGAAGAAAUAUUAACUUCUUCAACUUAUUAAUCUUGGUUUUAUGGAAAAAGUAUUGAUUCAUUUAAAGAAGUUUAAUUGGUUCCAUUUAAUCAAGAACAAAGUAGUCGUUACUUAUAAUUAUUUAUUAAAAUGAGUAUAAGAAGAGAGUUAUUAUAAUUUUAUGAAAUGAUUAAAUAAUUAAAAGGCAGUGGAUUUAUAUUUUCUGAAUUUAGAAACAUUUGUUCAUAACUAGAUAGUUUAAUAAAUGAAAUUUUAUAAAAUUCAUAAAACUAGGAUGUACUUGUAUAAGAUCAAGAUGCAAAAAAAAUAAUCAAGAAAUUAAAAUAAAUACCACAAUUUCAAUUUGUUAAAGAUCAAUAAUUUUUGUUUUUAUAAAAAGGACUUCUUUCAUUAUGGAGUGAAUAAAAAUUCAUCUAAAUUAUCCAAAACUUAAAAAUUAACGAUUUUUUGAGAACACCAUUUAUGAUGGAAAUUAUUGUAUAAAUUUUACCAAAAAUAUCUUAAAACUACUAAAAAUCUUCAACAAUAAGAGAAUUGGUGUAAAAUAAUUAUAAAAAAUUGAAAUAUUAAAUACUUUAAUAAAAGCAAGUGUUAUAAAAUUACCAAUAAAAAGACACUAUAAAAAUAGAAGUCAAUUUCAAUUAAGUUAUUGAAAAACAAUUAUCUGAAAUUAUGUUAGAAUUAGAAGGUCAAUAAUUUUUUGAGAAAUACUAAAUAUCUUCUAAAGUAGAGGUUGAGGAUUGUCUCAUAAUACAAUAAAAUGUGGAAUAUAAAUUAAAAUUUGAUGCUGAAGUAAUUUAUUAAGCUUUAAAAAUUAAUUAAUUCACUACCUAUGAUUUUUAUCAGAUGUUUAUUAAUUAUUAUCAUUAGCAAUAGCUAUAAAAAUGGAUGCAAUUAGGAAAAAUAAAUAAUUAAGAGAUGAUUUCAAUUGAUUUAUUAGAAUUUUCUUAAUCUUUAGCUUUAGAUAUGAUGGUACAUCAAUAAUUUUAAGUGAAUUACCAGCCAAAAGGAAGAUUAACACUUACUUCAAUAAAUUAAUAAAAUUUGAAAAAACAAUUAUAAUGGGAAGAUUAAUAUUUUAGUGAAUUGGAUUCUGAUUCUGAUUACAAACAGUUAAUAAAAAAAUGCAUUCUAUUAAGUUCUAAAGGAAGUUAACAUUAAUUUACUCAUAAAUCAAUAUAAGAAUAUUUUGUUGCAAAAUAUAUAUUUAAUAUAUUAGAAAAUAUAUACAAUAAUAAAUUGAGCGAUGAAUAAUAAAUUGAUACAAAAUAACUUGAAAAUAGUUUGAUGAACAAUGAUUUAUUUAAUAUGUCACAUGAACAUUUUUAAAGUGCUUUAUUGUUACUAAAAGAGAAACUAUAAAAUAAAGAUGAUAUUACAAAAUUAUUGGUGUCAUUAGUUCAGCUAUCAAAGUAAAAAGACUCAAAGUUUAUUCGUUUAGCCUCAAAUUCUAUAUUUCUUUUGAGUUUUUUAGGGAAAAAUCUAGGAUUAUAAGAUUUCGAUUCAGUUUGUAUAUCAGAAACAUACAUAAAUGGACUUAGCUUUUGUGAGAGUAGGCUAUCUAAGACCUAUUUUAAUUAAGUUUCUAUUGAUUCAUGUAAUUUUAAUAAUGCUAUUAUAACUGAUGCAGAAUGGACUAAUAUAAUUACUAAAGAAAGAAUUACAAAAGAUUAUGAAGGUGAAAGAUUUUUUGAAAUAGUUUUGAGUGAAAAUGGAGAUGAAUUUUAUACUUUGAGUUAGUUUAAUGAGCAUUAAAUAAUACUUAGAUAAUUUAAUUUUAAGUUGGACUAAAAACCAAAAGAAAGAAAAUUUAAUUUGAAAUUUAAGGAUGAGAUUAAAUCAAUUUAAAUAGCUUAAAAUUUAUCAAUUAUGUGUUGCUAAACAGAAAGUUCAAUAUAACUCUGGAAUUUGCAAGAUUAAAAUAAUAAUAUAAACAAUAAUGAUGAUUGUAUUAUUCUAAGAGAUUAUAAAUACUUAAAUAGAAAAGUUUUUCUUAGUUAGGAUGGAAGUUAAUUGUUAAUAAAAAUGGAUAAUAUAAUUAUUUGGUUUAAUGAACUUACUAAUUUAAAAAUAAAUAAUACCUAAACAAAUACUGAGUCAAUAAUUGAUUUGGAAAAAUACGAGAGCUUUAAAAUGGCAAUUUCUCUAAAUUUAAAACUAUUAGUUAUUCUAACCUAUAAAAACAUUUGGUUGUGGGACAUACAAGAUUAUCAAAAUAUCACAAAAGUCCAAGAAAUUAAAUUCAUUAAAGAUACAACUAAAAACAGUGUUGCUUUUUCUAAAAAUGGAAAUAAUAUUGUCAUAACCACAAAAUAUUUUAACACUAUUUUAGAAAUUGAAAAUUAAAGAAAAAUUAAUAAAAUUUGCUCUUUUUUUAACUUAAAUGAUGAAGAAACAGUAUUGAUAUCCCCUGACAAUAAUUAUAUCACUUUUUAUUGUAAAGAGUAUCUAGCAAUAUAUUAAACUAUCAAUAUUAAGUAAUUGUAGAAAAGAUAUAGAAUACCACAUAAGUUAGAAAAUUUUUAAAAUGUGAUUGCAGCUAUUUCGAACAAUUUCAAAUUAUUUGCUUGUACAAGUAAAUUCACUACUCAUAUUUGGAAUAUUAAAGAACUAAAUUAAAUAUAGUAUUUAGGGGUUUUAGAGUCAGAUGAAUAUGAAAUAACAAUUUUGAAAUUUUCAAAUGAUUGUUAAUAUUUAAUAUCGUAUGCUGCUUAGAGCCAUAUUUUUUUAAUAUGGGAUAUGAAAUAAAUGAAAUUAAUAAAUAAAUUUACUAGUGAGCAUUAUAUAUCUAGCUUAAUAUUUUCUUCUGAUGGAUAAGUUUUAGUAUCACAUUCUAAUUACAAUAUAGUUUUUUGGGAUAUUUCAAACAUUCAAAAGCCAAAUAUUAUUACGAAAAUUGAAACUCAAUGCACAAUUAACUUUUUAAUUGUAUCAAAAAAAUAAGGACAUAUUAUUUAAUAUGUUAAUGAAAAAAAAUUUAUAAUUUGGAAUAUUUAAAAUUAUAAAGUAAUUUAAGAUUUUGAGAAAGAGUCUAGUUUUGCAAUUUUUAAUGAUGAUGGCAAUAAAUUUGCUACAUAUCAUAGAGGAAUUGUUGACAUUUGGAAAUUAUAAGAGAAUAUUUUUGUAAUGGAGUACUCCCUUGAAGUUCUAAAUAAACUCCUAUUUUUUAGCUCAAAUAAUGAGGAUGUCUAACUUUUAAAGAAUAACCAUAAUUAUAAAAUAUUACUUUAAGAAUUAUUAACUUAAGAUCAUUAGUUUUGUCAAAAUCAAUAAUUAGAAAAUGAAGGUUUUUAAUUAAUUUUGACAGUUGAAAACGAAUAUAUAGAAAUUUAGAAGAUAGAAGGAUAAAGCUUCUAUUAUAUUUAAAAAUAAACAAUAAUAGAAGCUGUUUUCUCUUCAGAUUCCUCUAUUUUAUGUUUUGCAACUGAAAAAAAAUAAAUCAUUAUAAUGAAUAUUUCUAAAACAGAAAUUAUAAGUCAAAUUAAUAUUGAUACUAGUGAAAUUUGUCGUAUAUAAUUAUCUGAAGUGGAUGAUAUUUUAGCAGUAGCGCAUGAAAACAAAGACUAGACCAGGAUUGAUUUAUAUACAAUUAAGGAUCGAGAAAAUCCUUGCUAUCUUCAAUCCACUGAAUGUUUCGGUAUUCCUCACACAAUGUUAUUUAUGAAUAAUAAUUAAUAUCUUAUAAUAGGGGUCUAUUACAUAAUUUAACGCUUUGAUCUUGAUAAUUUUAAAUAACCAAAAUUAGUGGGUUUUUAAAAUGAACGGAAUGAAUUUAUUUAGCAUUUAGAUGGAUAGCAUCUAAUAUUAGUUAAAGAAAGAUAAAUUUGUUUUUUAACUACAUAUUCUAUCCUUAAUAUUUCUGGAAUUAAUAAGUUUCAGUAUUUAGAUUAUGUAUGGUGUUUUUUUUAAAUAAAAACUAAGAAGAUAUAGAUUUUUUAUAUUCAAGGAAGUAACUUUUAUUUAAAGAAAAUUAAUACUAUUACAAAUUAAGGCUAUGAGACAAUUCAAUAACUUAAUUACAAUUUUUCUGUACAUUAUAUCCUACCAAGAAAUACAUCAGAUUUAUGGAUAUUUAAAGUAUAUGAAGGGAAGCCACAAUUUAUAAUUUUUGAUUCAAAAUAGAAUGCUAUAAUAAACAGAAUCGAUGAUGAAAUCGAAGAUAGAGGUACAUUAUGUAAUUUUUCAAUGUCAGAAGAUGAUUAAUAUCUUGUGAGUGCUUAUGAUGAUUCUAAUAUUAAAGUUUGGGAUAUGAAAACUUAUAAGCUUCUCUUUAAAUAAAAGAUGAAUACGGAUUCUUUAGAUAGAGUCUUGAUAUCGAGUAAAGGCAUGUUGAUAAGUUGUUAUAUGAGCAAAUUAAAAGUUUGGAACUUUAAAGCAUUAAGGCAAUAAUAGAAUUUUCAAUUUGAUGGACAUAGUUACGCAAUAAAAAAUAUAUUAGUUUCACCAGAUGGUUUAGUAUUAGCUUCUGUAUCAAAAAGUGGAAUAAAAUUUUGGGAUUUAGAAGAAUUAAAGUUUUUGAAUGAAUUCGAAGUUGAUGAUUUAUCUCCUUUUGCUUGUAAAUUUAAUAAUGAUGGAACAUAUUUUGCAUUUCAAAAUGAUUUAUAUAAAGGGGUAGUAGUGGUAUUUAAAUUCAUGAGCAAAUAUAUUAUUGAAAAAUUUAUUCUAAAAUCAGAAAUGAGAAGAUUUGAAUUUUAUUUUACCUCUGAUUCUUAACAAAUAGUCGAAAUUGUUGAAGAAAGUAUCAUUUUUUGGAAUCUUAAAGAAGCAGAAAAAUUUUGUAAAUUGUCCUCUUAUGUUUCCAAUUAACAACCAGUCAUAGAAUUCACUUUUUCAAAUAAUUGCAAAUAUGCCAUAGCUCAUAAAAAGUUCUAAAUAUAUGAAGUAAAUUCUGAAAUGAAAUUGACGGAAAUAAAAUUUAAGGACUAUUUUGAAAGUGAAGUUAGGAAAUUUUGCUUAUCAAAUCGUUUAAAUAUGGUUGCAAUAUAAUUUGAUUAGAGAGAAAUAUUUUUAUAUUCUAUAAUGUAAAUGGUUAUCAUCAAAAAAAUUGAAUGCAAUGAUGAAAUAAUAUAAUUCUAUUUCUCUUUAAAUGACGAGUUAUUGAUAUUACUAUGUAGGUAAGAAUAUUUGGUUUUCAAAGUUGAUAAUAUUCCAAUUAUUGAAAUAAAAAGAGUAGAGAUUGCUUCGGAUGAUAAGUUUACUAACAUAUUUCCAUUCUAAGAGAAUUAAUUUAUCUUUUUCUAAAAAUAAUAUAUUCAAAUUUUUUAGAAUUUAUAAUUAUUCAACAAGCUUCCUGUUGAAAAGAUUGAAACUGUUCAUGCUUUUUGCACAAAAGAUAAAUUAUUAGCAGUUGCAUAAAAUAGAAAGAAAACAAUUCAUAUAUAUGAAUUAAAAAAUCCAAAUGAAAUCAAGGAAUUAUCUACAUUGUAUAAUGUUAAAGUAAUUAAAAGUUAUGCUCAACAUUGUAACUCAGCAAUUUAGUUUUCCUAAAAUUGUUAAUUCUUAAUAUCAUUAGGAAAGGACAAAAUAAUUAGAAUAUGGGAUAUUAAAAAUACAGAAUCGAUUCAGUUACGAUUUUUAAAAAAUAAUAUUUCUGUAAAUGCUUUCAAGAUUUUAUAAGAUCACCAAAUAGGAUUGAUUGGGAAUGAUAAUUCAUUUUACAUUGAAGAUUAUAAUUCUAGUAUUUUGCUUGCCAUUUUUAAAGAAUAUCCUAUAGUUAAUCAAGAACAACGUUUUCUGAUGGUGUCAUCUGAGGGAACAUAUUCAAUAUAUUUUAUAUAUUCAGAUUUUCUGACUAUUUUUAUUUAUGACUAAUUCAGAUAAUUAAUUAAUUAAAAAACUCAAAUUAAUUCAGAGUAUCUUAGGUCAAUUAGUUUUCUUGAUUCAUAAACUUUAAUUUGGUAAGAUGAGACUUAAAAAUAUAUUUGGAAAUUCUUAAUAAAUAAAGAGUAUCAAUUUAAUUUGUAGGAAGAUUUUUAACAUUUAAAAUAUUCCCAAAACCAAUAGGUAUAUUUAGGUGUAAGUGGUAACAGAAAAAUAUUGGGAAUCUAUAAUAGUUAGACUGACAAACUGAUAACUGAACCAUAAUUCUUUCAAUGUUCAAUAACUGAAGGUUGUUUUUCUCCUUGUGGUGAGAAAUUUAUCAUAGCUCUUAAAGAUGGAUCUAUAUAAUUAUUUAAGUUUGAUUCAAACAAUAUAGAUAAUUGUAAGCCACCUAUUUGUUAUAAAGUAUUUGCAAAAAGUUCUCCAUUUCUUGCAAAUAAUUGCCAAAUAAAUGGAUCAUUCUUUACAAGUACUGAAAAUGAAAAUCUAGAAUCAUUAUUUUUAGAAAAAGGAGCCGUAAAUAAAUGA